UUCAGAUGCUUCCAGUACCAGGAGGACAUGGGCCCGCGGGCGUCCCUGGGCCGGCUCCGCGAGCUCUGCGGCCACUGGCUGCGGCCGGCCCUGCACACCAAGAAGCAGAUGUUGGAGCUGCUGGUGCUCGAGCAGUUCCUGAGCGUGCUGCCGCCGCACCUGCUGGGCCGGCUGCAGGGGCAGCCGCUCCGCGACGGCGAGGAGGUCGUGCUGCUGCUCGAGGGCGUGAGCCUGGAGGCCGGCAGCGCGGGGCCGCUGGAUUUUAGCUUCAACACCGGCAAGAAUUACCCCAGUACAGAUGUCACCGCAGAGGACCAAGGGGGCCCUGCCCAGGUGCCCAGCCACAUCCCCAAAGAGGAAGUACCCUCCGAAGAGGCUCCAGGUCCAGAUGCCACCCAGCCAGGAGCCACCAAGCCUUUGGAGCCAGGCACCUGGGUACUCAGCCCAAGUCCAAAGCAGCCACAGAGCCCUAGUCCCAAAAGAACCUUCCAGACUCUGCAAGAAAUUGCUACACAGGGCCCCGUGGUAUGGCCAGAGAAUUCCCAGGAUCAAGAAUUGGCGGCUGUGUUGGAAUCCUUGACCUUUGAAGACGUCCCUGCCAAGAAGGCGUGGCCUGUGCACCCUCUAGGAUUGGAAAGCAGGACUCCAAACAAAGAGGAAUUUAAACUAGGAGAGCCCAGAGGGGCUGCCUGGGGCCCUGCCGUCUCAGGAGAGUUGAGCACAGCCAGUCCUGGCCAGGCGGAAGACCCCCAGGACCAGAAGGCCGGCCAGAGCCCUGCGGUGGGCGACACCGGUGGCCAGGAUUCCCCUCCUGGCAGGACUGAGGUGGUGGAGGCCCCGGCAGCCGGCGGGCCCCCCAAGCCCGAGCCGAACGUGCGGCUCAUCUGCACCGAGUGCGGCACGAGCUUCGCGCACCUGUCGCUCCUGGAGGCGCACCGCCUGCGCUCGCACGGCGGCGGGCGCACCUUCGCGUGCCUGUGCUGCGGCAAGCGCUUUGGCCGCAGCUCCGUGCUCAAGCUGCACAUGCGCACGCACACGGAUGAGCGCCCGCACCCCUGCCACCUGUGCGGCCACCGCUUCCGCCAGAGCUCACACCUGAGCAAGCACCUGCAGACGCACGCGGAGCCCGCCUUCCUGUGUGCGGAGUGCGGCCAGGGCUUCCAGCGGCGGGCCAGCCUCCUGAAGCACCUGCUGGCGCACGCGCAGGACCAGAACCAGGCCCAGAAGCCACCCUGCGGCCCUGCCGAGCCCAAGGCCGAGGCGCAGCCGCCGGCGCCGGAGCUCACCGUGGUCCUGUGCUCACACUGCGGCCACACCUUCCAGCGCCGCUCCAGCCUCAAGCGCCACCUGCACAUCCACGCCAAGGACAAGGGCCACCAGUGCACCGAGUGCGCCAGCAGCGCCCAGCCGGCCCCCGAGCGCAGGCCCUACGUGUGCGACAUUUGCAGCAAGGCGUUCCGGCGCAGCGAGCACCUGGUGGCCCACCGGCGCGUGCACACGGGCGAGCGGCCCUUCUCCUGCCAGGCCUGCGGCCGCCGCUUCAGCCAGAGCUCCCAGCUGGCCAGCCACCAGCGCGUGCACACGGGCGAGAAGCCCUACGCCUGCUCGCAGUGCGGGAAGCGCUUCGUGCGGCGCGCAGGCCUGGCCCGCCACCUGCUGACUCACGGCGGCCCGCGGCCCUACCACUGCGCCCAGUGCGGCAAGAGCUUCAGCCAGACGCAGGACCUCACCCGCCACCGGCGAAGCCACACGGGCGAGAAGCCCUGCUGCUGCAGCGAGUGCGGCGAACGCUUCAGCCAGAGCGCGCACCUGGCCCGCCACCGGCGCAUCCACACCGGGGAGAAGCCCCACGCCUGUGACACCUGCGGCCACCGCUUCCGGAACAGCUCCAACCUGACCCGCCACCGCCGCAGCCACACGGGCGAGCGGCCCUACAGCUGCCCCACGUGCGACCGGAGCUUCCGGCGCAACGCGCACCUGCAGCGGCACCUGGCCACCCACCUGGGGGCGGGGGGGGAGGAGGCGGCGGCCGCGGCACCGCCGCCGGCAGAGGUUCCCCAGGAGUGCGUGGAGUGUGGCAAGAGCUUCAGCCGCAGCUGCAACCUGCAACGUCACAGGCUGGUGCACACCGGCGCCAGGCCCUACUCCUGCCCACAGUGCGGCCGCAGCUUCAGCCGUAACUCCCACCUCAUGCGUCACCUGCGGACCCACGCUCGCGAGAUCCUGUACUAG
This is a messenger RNA of Orycteropus afer afer, 2232 nucleotides long. It is a transcript of the gene ZSCAN10, whose product is annotated as zinc finger and SCAN domain containing 10. NCBI's taxonomy places the organism in Eukaryota, Metazoa, Chordata, Mammalia, Tubulidentata, Orycteropodidae. Gene Ontology annotation, biological process: negative regulation of transcription by RNA polymerase II. The record is from RefSeq and is a predicted model, not a curated record. Gene Ontology annotation, molecular function: DNA-binding transcription repressor activity, RNA polymerase II-specific.